Molecule: messenger RNA, 2161 nt
Organism: Aphidius gifuensis
Lineage: Eukaryota; Metazoa; Arthropoda; Insecta; Hymenoptera; Braconidae
Gene: mre11
Product: double-strand break repair protein MRE11-like
Exons: 12
Coding region: 126-2105 (659 amino acids)
Biological process (GO): telomere maintenance; double-strand break repair via nonhomologous end joining; mitotic intra-S DNA damage checkpoint signaling
Cellular component (GO): Mre11 complex; nucleus
Molecular function (GO): 3'-5'-DNA exonuclease activity; manganese ion binding; DNA endonuclease activity
Source: RefSeq, a predicted model, not a curated record
UUCCACGAAAAUCUCAGUUUUAAACACACACUUGUUGCAAAUAAUAUCAAUCCCAAUCUUUCAAUAGUUUAUUGUUUAAUAUUAUUAUAAAAUCUACCAGUAAAUUUAUAAAUAAUUUUAAAAAAAUGGGUGACGAAGGAGAGACAUCAACAAGACCUAAAAUUUGUAUGAAAAUUUUAAUAGCAACUGAUUGCCAUUUAGGUUAUGAAAUAAAAACAAAACGAGCACAAGACAAUGACAGCUUUAUUACAUUUGAAGAAAUACUUGAACUUGCUGUUAAGCAUGAUGUUGAUUUUGUUUUACUUGGUGGUGAUUUAUUCCAUGAUGCUAAACCUUCACAAAAAGUCAUCCUGGAAUGUGUAAGAUUAUUAAAAAAAUACUGUCUAGGAAAUAGGGAAGUUCGACUUAACUUUGGAACAGAUCCAGAGCUUGUGUUUGCUCAUUGUGAAAAGAAAAUGAUUAAUUAUGAAGAUCAUGAUAUGAAUAUAAGUAUGCCAGUCAUGACAAUUCAUGGAAAUCAUGAUAAUCCAAGCUUUGAAUCAACUGGUACACUUGAUAUACUACAAGCAUCAGGUUUAAUUAAUUAUUUUGGUAAAUGGAAUAAUCUCAAGCAAAUAAAUAUUACACCAUUGUUAUUUGAAAAAGAUGGUGUUAAUAUUGCAAUUUAUGGUUUGGGUUAUCUUGGUGAACAAAGACUCACAAGAUUAAUUAAAGCUGGACAGGUUAAUUUUCAAAGACCUCAAAAUGGACAGAGUUAUUUUAAUAUUUUGGUAAUUCAUCAAAAUCGUGCACGACAUUCUGAGAAUAAUUAUGUUUGUGAUGAUUCAUUUCCAUCAUGGUUUCAUUUUAUUCUUUGGGGUCAUGAACAUCAAUGUUUAAUUCAACCAGAAAAAAUUACUCUUCCUGAUGAUGAAUCUUAUUAUAUUUGUCAACCAGGUAGUUCAGUUGCAACAUCACUUUGUGAAGGUGAAGCUGUACAAAAACAUGUUGGAUUAUUAAAAAUAAAUUCCGAGCAACAAUUUAGUUUAAAAAAACUUAGAUUAAAAACAGUAAGACCAUUUUAUAUGGCUACAUUAACAGUUUCUGAAUUGAUACAAAAAGGAUAUUGUGAAGGAGUUACUGAAGAAGCUGUUUUGAAAUAUGUUGAUGACUACAUUGAAAAUACAGCAAUUCCAGAAGCUGAAAAACAAUUAACAGGUCAUCCACAACAACCAACUUUGCCUCUUAUUCGUUUGAAAAUUAAUACCAGUGAGACUUGGCAUACAUUUGAUACUAUGAUGAUUACUAACAAGUACCGAGAAAGAGUAGCAAAUCCAAAUGACAUAAUAUUAUUUCGUAAAGAAAAAAAGUAUACAAGUGUUAAGAAUGAAUCUGAACGUCAAAAUGAUUUGGGUGAUUUAUUAGAUGAUGAAGGAGAUGAUCAAGACCAUAGAAUGAAUGUUCAAGGAACAAUUAAAAGAUUAUUUGGAGCACAAAAAUAUGCCAUGAAUAUAUUAUCACUUGCUGGUUUAAAUGAAGCAUUAGGAAGAUGUGUUGAUACAAAUGAUGAUAAUGCUUUUAAUGAUAUUGUCCAGCAUCAAGUUUCAAAGCAAGUCGAGCAUUUAAUGACAAUUGAUGAUGUAUUUACAAAUGAUGAUACAAAAAAAGUUGUAUUAAAACAUCAACGACAAAAGACUGAAAAUAAUGAAGAAGAAGAAUUACGUGAAGCUAAUAAUUAUUUAAACAAUAAGGAUCAAAGAGAAAUUUUACGUAAAAUAGUAGUUGAAGCACCUGUUAAUCAAGAUGAUGAUGAUGAUGAUGACGUAGAAAUGAUUGUAACAACAAAGACACGUGGACGUGGACGUGGUGCACGUGGUACUAGUAAACCACGAGGAACAAGUCGAGGUAGAGGAAGAGCUUCUGCUGCUAAAAAUGCUCUUAAUAUAACAACAACUGCAUCAACACCAUCAAAAUCACCACCACCAUCUACUACUCGAGCCAAGCCAGCAACAAAAGUAAGUCUGUUUGGCAAUACCACCACUUCUCAAAGUCAAAGUUUGUUUAAAACUGCAAGUCAAGCAAAAAAUCGAAAUAUUACUUAUGUUGAUAGUUCAGAUGAUGAUUAAAAUUUUCGACAAACAUUUUUCUAUUAUUGACUGAUUUAAUGUUUUUUUAAAAUAUU